Molecule: messenger RNA, 1992 nt
Organism: Didymodactylos carnosus
Lineage: Eukaryota; Metazoa; Rotifera; Eurotatoria; Philodinida; Philodinidae
Source: the annotation of a GenBank genome assembly
AUGAAUGACAAGGCAAUAGUGGCGACAUCAAUAUUGACUAGAAGGUCGUUAUCACAUUUAACAACAAUUAUACUGAAGCCAUUCACUCAACAGUGUAUGAAAUGUAAUCAGAAGUUGAUACCAACAUUCAAACAAUCGGUUACGGUAUAUUUAUUCGAUCGUAUACGAACUGGAUCGAUAUACAAUGCAUCAUGUUGUGAUAUUACAUAUUUUCCAGAUUCUCUUAAAGAUGAUCGACAAGGAACAACCAUGAUUUGUGUACAAAGUAUUUAUAACCAAGAAUAUGUGUACUUUAGUGAAAAAAAUUGUUAUCAUAUAAAUGUUCUGAUCGAUUUUUCGACUCAGUUUCUAUCGUCUUAUACUGGCUUUCGCAAUUAUGCCGAAUGCUAUAACAAUCGGUUAAAACGUUUACAACAACAAAAACUCCAAAUGUAUGAGACAAUAAUUCAAGAUGAGCAUCCAUUAGAUCGAAGACAAUUGCAACGUGAUUGGUUUAUCUAUGAAUGUAGUCUGUAUUCAUUUUUCAUAAAACAAUUAGAUUAUUUUAUAAUAUCAUCGACAUUAAAUGACGUUCAUCGUUUGUCAUGUUUUGGCUACACACCACAACAAUAUAAAUGUUUGAGAACAUCAGAAAAGCAAUCCGAUGACGAUCAAGGUUGCGGACAAGCUUUUGUCACAGACGGUUUUCAAAAAAGCGACCGACAUAUUUGUUCAAAUAAGAAUAAAUUUAUAUCGACGAGGGAAUUUCCUGAACUACACUUCGGAUGUGGUCGAACGCCAUCAAGAAUCCCAAAUAGAAAAGCAAACAAUGGCGAACAAGCGCUAUAUCGUGAUACGUGUAAAGGUGCAUUAUUAAUUUCGGAUGAAAUGUGUAAAAACUCAAAUGAUGACGAGUCAAAAGGUAUUUUUAGUGGGUGUAACGUACGUCGAAUUGACCGUUUUGUUGGAAAAACGAGAAAAACAUCCAGUGGAAUUAUAUAUACCUAUAGUCCAUGCGGUAUUGUGUUGGCUUUCGACGAACUAUUCCGUUCAGAACAAGUAUUUAUUUGUCUCUGGCAUUGGUUCAAAUUAUUGGAUUGUGUUCAACAAUUCUACGAUGGUACAUUAAUAUCAAAAUGCUUUAUAUAUGAUAACGCAUGUUCAGUGUAUUUAUAUUUACAUAAAAAUUAUGGAAAAUUAAUCAAGAAAACCAAUGCAAGUCAAUUUGUAUUCGAGUCGGAAUUAUUUAUUGAUAAACUGCACCAGAAAAAUCACAGAAGAAAUAUGUGUGAAAACGAAAGAAACAUUAGAAAGCACCCGAAAUAUGCACACUUAAAUACUGUUGUCUGUGAACAGACUAAUUCUGUGAUAAAACAGUAUCAGAAUAAAUUGUCAGCGUAUUGUGGUCGUAGAUCAAGUAUCAUUUAUUUAUUAUUAUUUCAUCUGCUCAAUUGCAAACGAAAUGGUUUGGCUGGUGGCGAAUGCAGUAGACAAAAUGCGCGAAGACGCCAUUCGAACGAUCCCCAAGUACCAGGUAAGUCUGGGACACCGAAACGACCACGACAGCAACAUAAUGAGGAUUUCGAAAACGACCCGGAUGUUCAACAGAUCACUGGGAAAAAAGCGAGGCGUCUUCAACGAAGUGGAGUAAAUCAAACUUAUCCAAGUAGAGCUUACAAUAAUUUGAAUAGUAACUUCAACUCGAAUCAAAAUUUCAAUAAAAAUGGUCGACAAUAUAAUUUUAAUCAGAUAUAUUCUCCUCGAUUUCAAGAGCAGAAUGAAAACGAGCGAUCACAGCAACCUAGUCAAAUUAGUGUAUCUCCACAAGCGUUAAGCUCUAUUGAAAUUUUUAUUUAUUUUUGUAAUUGUACACAUCACCCCACGGAGUUGAACAAUGUGAAAUUGAAACCAAUUUUGCCAUCAAAAUUACCCGUACAACACGCUGUUAUUCUUAAAUAUAUUGAUAAUCACUUAUCGUAUGAAGAGGUGAAAAUGGAUAUUGAAGAAAAAUGA